UCUUGUAAAUUCAGUAUUUAAAAUCAACUUACCGGUUUAGUGAUAAUUUUAUUUUAUAUUUUAUACCAUGAAUUCUUCUGAGUCAUUCAAUAAGGAAUGUGGAGAUGAUCUCAAAAAUUUACCAAAGCUCUCACAUGGAAAGCACGUCAAAUAUUUUUUAAGAUUUUUGAAAAUAUUACCUGGGAGAUUGAGUUCACAUGAUACUACAAGACUCAUGAUUGCCUACUUUGCUCUGUCGGGAUUGGAUAUUUUAAACUCUCUAGAUACGCUUGAUGACGAGACAAAACAGAAUAUUAUUGAGUGGAUUUAUCAACUUCAAGUUACUUCAAAAGAUACUGAUUUACCUGUUGGAGGCUUUCAGGGCUCAACUACUGUGAAUACAUCAGGACAUAUAUCUGGUCAUUAUAGGUGCGGGCAUCUAGCAAUGACUUAUACUAGUUUAUGUUCUCUGUUAAUUCUGGGCGAUAAUUUGUCAAGAGUUGAUAAAAAAUCAGUGUUAGAAGGUGUUGGAGCUUUACAAACAGAAGAAGGUAGUUUUAAUGGUUCUCUCUAUGGAACUGAAUCUGAUAUGAGAUUUACGUUUUGUGCAGCAGCAAUAUGUUAUAUUUUAAAUGAUUGGAGCACAAUUGACCGGGAAAAGAUGGCCGAGUAUAUUAUUAAGAGCAUGGGAUUUGACAAUGGGAUAGCACAGGCUCCUAAUUUAGAAUCGCAUGGUGGAACUACAUAUUGUGGAAUAUCAGCUUUAGUUCUAAGUAACCAACUUUCUAAAUUGCCAAACGAAACAAUGGACAAAUUAAUUAGAUGGUUAAUUAAUAGACAGGCUGAUGGAUUUAAUGGAAGGCCUAAUAAAUCAACUGAUACUUGUUAUUCAUUUUGGGUUGGUGGAGCACUCAAAUUAUUGAAUGUCUUCCAUCUAACUGAUUACAUGGCAAAUCGUGAAUUUGUAAUGUCUACAGAAGAUACUAUUGUAGGAGGAUUCUCAAAGUGGCCGGACUGUAACACAGACCCGCUGCAUACAUAUUUUGGAUUAUGUGGAUUAAGUUUAAUAGAUGAGCCUGGACUAAAUUGUGUAGAACCGUCUCUAAAUAUAUCUUCAAGGGCCUAUAAAUAUUUAAAGGAAAUACAAAACAAUUGGAACAAUGAAAGUUUAUAAUGAAAAUUAUACUCACGUUUAUAAAUAAUAUUAUGUAAAUUUGUAAAAUAGUAAAUUAUGAGCAUAAGAAAUAUAUGACAGAGUGUAUAUUA
Messenger RNA from Ctenocephalides felis (cat flea), 1245 nucleotides. RefSeq names its product geranylgeranyl transferase type-1 subunit beta-like. Gene Ontology annotation, biological process: protein geranylgeranylation. Gene Ontology annotation, cellular component: CAAX-protein geranylgeranyltransferase complex. The transcript has 5 exons. The coding region runs from base 68 to 1153 and encodes 361 amino acids. NCBI's taxonomy places the organism in Eukaryota, Metazoa, Arthropoda, Insecta, Siphonaptera, Pulicidae. Gene Ontology annotation, molecular function: CAAX-protein geranylgeranyltransferase activity. The record is from RefSeq and is a predicted model, not a curated record.